Messenger RNA from Exophiala spinifera, 333 nucleotides. RefSeq lists its product as uncharacterized. The coding region runs from base 1 to 333 and encodes 110 amino acids. Lineage: Eukaryota; Fungi; Ascomycota; Eurotiomycetes; Chaetothyriales; Herpotrichiellaceae. The record is from RefSeq and is a predicted model, not a curated record. The transcript has a single exon.
AUGUCCAGCACUUCGACAAAAGAAUGGCUCGUCCACGUACCGGACUUCCCUGGCGCCCUUGAAAAGCGUCUCGCUGCUCGACCAACACACCUCGGCAAGCUCAAACCAAACGUCGAAGCAGGAAAGGUAGUCUUUGGAGGAGCAACGCUGUCGAAACAACCUGCCGAUGGGGAAGCCCCAGAUAUGACGGGUAGUGUGAUGUUGUUCAAGGCCGACAGUGAAGAAGAGGUGCGCAAGGCGCUUGAGGAGGAUGCAUAUACGGCAGGUGGUGCAUGGGAUGUCAAGAAUGCUACGAUCUGGCCGUUUAAAUGUGCAGUGAGGACUGCCUUGUAA